CCCACGUAUUACAGUAAAACAAAACAACUCUUGGAAAAUCUCCCUUCAAUAGAGCAUGCUGGGAAAUAUUAUAUAUGGUUCUAUGUAAAACCAUUCUUGCCUUCCAAAACAAUCACCCAAGAACCCUUUCCUCCAGAAACAAUUCUUAGGAUGUUCAAGGUUCUAGGUAGAACCCUUCGCCUUCCAAAAAGGGAUCUUCUGAUCAAAACUGUUCUAGGUAGAACCCUAAUCCCACCGCAAAAGAAUCCUUUUGGAACCCGUUUUUCUAAGAGUCUGACUGUUGACAUGUCCCUCUUUGUCUCUAUCUCCAGCUGGACGAGGAUCUCCAUCCCCUUACCCAACGCUGCCCUGACUGAGAACACCCAGUUCCGUUGGAGACAGGGUGGCAUGGGAGCUGGCAACAUGUGGGCCAUAGACAACGUGUACAUCGGUCCAUCCUGCCUUCGUUUCUGCUCUGGAAGAGGACACUGCUCCCGUACCGGCUGCAAGUGUGACCCAGGGUUUAGUGGUCCAGCCUGUGAGGCUGGCCUCCCAGACGUUCCCUGGCCUUCCUGUCAGAGGCUUCUCAGUCCCAGACUCUCCUCCUAUCACAGUACCUCCAGUUCACUCUGCGUCUUGGCAGUCGUAGCAUCCUUUAGUUCCUGUCCUGCCCCUGACCAAAUCAGGAGAGGAGUCCUGCCUGCAUUACUCUUCAGACAACAGCAUCACCUGGACCCUCCAUGCAGCACUACGCUUACCAGGCCUUCCACGCACCCAGGUACCCACACCCUUAAUGGUUACCAGGCUUCCACGAACCCAGGUACCACACACUACGCAUACCAGGGCUUCCACGAACCCAGGUACCACACCCUUAAUGGUUACCAGGCUUUCCACGAACCAGGUACCACACCCUUAAUGGUUACCAGGGCUUCCACGAACCCAGGUACCCACACCCUUAAUGGUUACCAGGGCUUUCACGAACCCAGUACCACACCCUUAAGGUACCACACCCUUACUGGUUACCAGGGCUUCCACGAAACCCAGGUACCACACCUUAAUGGUUACCAGGGCUUCACGAACCCAGGGUUACCACAACCCAUUAACUGGAAUACCAGGGCUUCCACGAACCCAGGCUACCACAGACUUAAUGGUUACCAGGGCUUCCACGAACCCAGGUACCACAAUUUAAUGGUUACCAGGCUUCCACGCAAACCAGGGUACCACAGGACUUUAAUGCGUUACCAGGGCUUCCACGAACCCAGGUACCACACCCUUAAUGGGCCUCCAUCGAACCCAGGGUACCACACCCUUAAUGGUUACCAGGGCUUCCACGAACCCAGGUACCACACCCUUAAUGGUUACCAGGGCUUCCACGAACCCAGGAUCGUAUCAGUGGAGCUCCCUCCCGGUGCCCGUAAGUUUGGGGUGCAGUUCCGUUGGUGGCAGCCGUACCAUUCUGGGCGUGGCCAUGACGUGUGGGCAGUGGAUGACAUCACGAUGACCUCUGUGCUGUUCAACACCAUCAGUCUGGACUUCAGUAAUGUCCUGGACGUCACUCAGAGUCUGGGCUUCUACCUUGGACACGUUCAACCCUACUGCCAGCACGACUGGACACUCAGUUUCUCAGGCGAGCCCAGCCCCGGGUCCAGUAUCCGUUAUGUGGAGACCCAGUCCAUGCAGAUCGGAGCGUCCUACACCCUGCAGUUUUCAUUGGUCAUGGGCUGCGGCCGAGACCCCUCCCCCAACAUCGACACGCAGGUCCGCCUGGAGUUCUCCACCAAUCACGGCCUGACCUGGCACCUAGUCAAAGAGGUGAGGAAGGAGGGAAAUGUAACUCAUGAUCAACCAUAUGGGGCUACUGACAGUCUUGGAAUUUGGCAGACGUGCUCAGGG
Molecule: messenger RNA, 1872 nt
Organism: Salvelinus sp. IW2-2015
Lineage: Eukaryota; Metazoa; Chordata; Actinopteri; Salmoniformes; Salmonidae
Source: RefSeq, a predicted model, not a curated record